AUCGCAGUUUGAAUAGUCACCACUAGAUAGCACCACAGAGUCAUUGUUGAAACAGUUCUUUGCGACAGCUUGCCCCGUUUUCGGCAUCUCUGGCAUUUACUGUAGAGUAAACAAACAAAACCGUCUAACUCCCAAGAACAACUUUAACGGUCGCAAAAAUGAUUCUCCGAAGUCGACUUCUGUUUGGUCUUGGUUUUCGCAUGUGUUCCACUCAUGUGACAAAAGGACUGAAAGACACAGUAAGACCAAACUCAGAUAUGUCAGAGUUUCGUAAGGUCUUUUCCCAAGCUAAGCACAUAGUCAUCAUCACUGGGGCUGGUGUGAACGCUGAGAGUGGCAUCCCAACCUUCAGGGGAGUGCAUGAAAAGUGGAGGAAGUGGCACUCUCAGGACCUGGCCACUCCAGAGGCCUUCUCUCGUACGCCUUCUAGGGUCUGGGAGUUUUACCAUUACAGAAGGGAAUUGGUUGUGAACAAGAAACCGAACGCUGCACACUUGGCCAUCGCAGAGUGUGAGGCACGUUUGAGGAAGCAGGGACGAGAGGUGGUCGUCAUAACACAGUGCACCGACGAUCUCCACAGACAGGCAGGGUCCAAACAUGUCCUCCAGAUCCACGGCAACCAGAUGGAAACACGGUGUAUGAGUUGCGGAGAUGUGACUGUCAACAAACAUAGCCCCAUAUGUCCUGCCUUGAAGGACAAAGGUGCACCCGGGCCAGAUGUUCCUGACGCUGACAUUCCAGUGGAUAAACUGCCGAGGUGUGAUGAAAGUGACUGCCAUGGUCUGUUAAGACCAAACGUGGUUUUCUUUGGAGAAACUCUAGAUUCUCACAUCCUGACCAAAGUGGAAAAAGAAAUGGAAAUCUGCGACCUCUGUCUUGUGGUGGGUACAUCUUCCAUUGUGUACCCAGCAGCCAUGUUUGGACCCAGGAUUGCAUCCAGAGGUGUCCCAGUGGCAGAGUUCAACAUGCAAACAACUCCAAAGUCUGAGUACUUCACGUACCAUUUCCAUGGACCAUGUGGCACAACACUGCCUCCAGCCUUGGAGCAACAUGAGUCAGAGGUUACUCACUGACUGAAUACACAGCAGUCAGUGAAUAUCUGUUUACCUUUAAUCUAAUGCAAUACAAAACUGCAACUUUUUACUACAUUUUCUUUUCCAAAUCUUUGCCUUAAAAUCUAAUCGGCUGUGGAUGCCUGGUAAGAGGUUGAGCUGUUAGUACUCCAGCUGUGUGUUUUAGGACUACAGUAUGAUGUGGGUUUUUUUUAUUACUUGAAUCUAUCACUCAUGCAACUGGAAGUGGGGAGUUAACUGUUUUUUGUUUUGCUGUCUAGUGUAUCUGGGAACAAUGUGUCUUUAUGAAAAUCAAUAUAAUGCAAACUAGUUGUUAACAUAGGAUUUGCUGAGGUGUCAGAGGAUGUGGUGAUGGGAUCAAAUGCUGGAUCAGGGGCUGAACAUAUACUUUGCUUUAAAAAUGUAUAUCACUGCUCUUUCCAGUGAAAAAUAUUCAUCUCUUUUUUAUGUCUACAAAAUGAACACAUGAACAGACAGAAACUAAAUCCUGUGCCUUUCAUAACUGUUUACCCAACCUUGACCAAAUGUUUUCUUUAAACCUGGAGUGAAAAACAACUUCUGAGACUUGACCCCAGUGCAGUCUAUUUCUGACCAAAAUGGGGAAGAAAAGUGACGAUGAGGAGAGAAGAAGAGAGGAGAGGAGAGGAGAGGAAAAAACUACUCAUUUGUCCUCAACCAUUUGUUUGAGAACAAAUGAGAAUGUGUUGUUGUCACAAUGUCUACCUGUGUUUUAACAUGAGUAUUGUUACAUUAAGUGGAUUUUUAUCAUCCAUGGUGCAUUUUUACAUAUUUAGUCCUGGGUUUAUUGUGGCAUGUUCAAACACUGAAUAAAACCGAUUAUUUUCAUAAAAAGAAAUUAGAAAAGAGUAAAAUUCACAGUACCAUUGAACAAACCUAUGCAAACGUGUACUUUCUUAUACUGUUUUCUACUAUAACUAAUAAAAACUAAAAUGCAAAGUA
Messenger RNA from Cynoglossus semilaevis (tongue sole), 2033 nucleotides. RefSeq names its product NAD-dependent protein deacylase sirtuin-5, mitochondrial-like. Lineage: Eukaryota; Metazoa; Chordata; Actinopteri; Pleuronectiformes; Cynoglossidae. Gene Ontology annotation, molecular function: protein-malonyllysine demalonylase activity; histone deacetylase activity, NAD-dependent; NAD+ binding. The transcript is spliced from 9 exons. The record is from RefSeq and is a predicted model, not a curated record. The coding region runs from base 159 to 1073 and encodes 304 amino acids. Gene Ontology annotation, cellular component: nucleus.